Zingiber officinale is the source of this 2512-nucleotide messenger RNA. Its product is annotated as protein FAR1-RELATED SEQUENCE 5-like. Bases 43 to 1758 code for a protein of 571 amino acids. Gene Ontology annotation, molecular function: zinc ion binding. Lineage: Eukaryota; Viridiplantae; Streptophyta; Magnoliopsida; Zingiberales; Zingiberaceae. Gene Ontology annotation, biological process: regulation of DNA-templated transcription. The transcript has 2 exons. The record is from RefSeq and is a predicted model, not a curated record.
UACAUUCCCCAAGUUGCAGAUGAUCGAAAGCCAAAAUAUGGGAUGGAAUUCUCAUCAAUAGAGGAGGCAUUUUCGUUCUAUAACCAAUAUGCACGAGAAUCUGGAUUUAGUGCGAGGAUAAAUAAUAGCAAGAAAAAUAAGAUGACAAAUGAAGUUGUGUGGAAAACAUUUGUAUGCUUUAAAGAAGGGCAUACAAAUGAUCAACGAAAUAAACAGGCAAACGGUGAUCAACGGACGAGGGAAAGAGCACGUGGCGAAGUUAGAACUGGUUGUAAGUCAAAGAUUUCACUUGUCAAGAAACAAACUGGACCUAAUUGGGUUGUCACUAACUUCAUGGAAGGUCAUAAUCAUCCACUUUCGACUCCUUCAAAGGUGCAUUUACUACGCUCACAUCGUAAUGUUUCGACAGCAAAGAAAGCAUUGACUCAACAGUUUUCAGAGGCCAAUGUGCCAACUUGCCAACAAAUGCGAUUAUUAGAGAUAGAGUAUGGAGGGCCUGAGCUGGUAGGUUGUACAGAAAGAGAUAUUAGAAACUUUGAGAAACAGUUAAGGGAUGAACGAAAGGGUAUCGAUGCUGAAACACUAAUCGAGUUAUUUGCAUCUGAGAAAGAGAAGAAUUCAGCUUUUUUCUUUGAUUACGAGACUGAUUCAGAUAAUAUAUUUAGUAGGUGUUUUUGGGCGGAUCAUGUAUCAAGGACGGCAUACAAUGUAUUUGGUGAUGUAGUUGUAUUUGAUACAACAUAUAACACCAACAAAUAUGGAUUAAUUUUUGCACCGUUUGUAGGAGUUAAUCAUCAUCAUCAAACAAUUGUUUUUGGUUGCGGCUUUAUAAGUGAUGAGAAAACUGAGUCUUUUGUUUGGCUGCUUAACAAGUUCAUAGAAGCUAUGCCUAAAGGUGCACCAAAUGUGAUCAUCACUGAUCAAGAUCCUGCUAUGACGAAAGCAAUUGCCCAAGUUUUCCCUCAGACAGUACAUCGAUAUUGUUUGUGGCACAUACUGAAUAAAUUUCCAGAUAAAUUAGACCCUUUGACUUUUCGUGACUACUACCAAAGCAUAAAAAAUGUCAUUGGAAAUUCUACCACACCUGAUGAAUUUGAGAAUUUAUGGGAAGAAGUUAUCAAGUGUGCUAACUUGGAGAAAAAUGAUUGGUUGUCUUCGAUGUAUGAAUUGCGACACAAGUGGGUGCCAGCAUAUUUUAGUCAUAUAUUUUGUGCUGGAAUGUCAAGUAGUCAAAGAUAUGAAGUUUCACAUGCAUUUUUCAAGAGGUAUGUUUCAAAUAAGAAUUCAUUGAUGGAUUUUAUCAUCCGUUUCAAUAGGGCACUGAGACACCAAAGACACAAUGAGUUAGUUGCUGACCAUAUUGAUAUGAAUGAGAUUCCCAGGAUUAAGACAAACUGGCCAAUGGAAUCUCAAAUGGUUAAGUUAUACACGAAAAAGAAAUGGAUGGAGUUUCAAAGUGAAAUAAGUGAAAUUCAAUGUUAUUAUGUGCAACAAGCAUCUAUGGGAGUUGACUCAGUGGUUUAUCAUGUGAUGAAAUUUCAAAGUAGUUCUUCCUCCAAACCAAGGGUGCUUACGCAUGACAAACAGAAGGACAAUAUAUUUUGUAGCUGUAGGAAAUUUGAGUUCGAUGGCAUUCCAUGCAGGCAUAUGUUAGCCUUUUUUCGUAUCAAUCAAGUGUUUCAUUUGCCAGAUAAGUAUAUACUCAAACGAUGGACACGAGAUGAAAAGGUUGGAGCAAUACAUGCUUUGGGUAAGUAAAAUUACAUCGAUGAUCCAGAAAGAGUUUUGAUGUCAAGACCUAACUUUUCUCCUCGCCGUUCCUCGCCGAAACCUAACUUUUUCCUAGCCUUCGCCUCGGUGUCGCCUCGGUGUUCCUCGGCCUUCCUCAUUCAGUUGGUGUUCCUCGGUGUUCCUCGGCGUUCCUCGCCUCGCCGUUCCUCGCCUCGCCGUUCCCCGCUCGCCUAGCCUUCGCCUCGGUGUCGCCUCGGUGUUUCUCGGCCUUCCUCGUUCAGUUGCUUGCUUCGGUGUUCCUCGGUGUUCCUCGGCGUUCCUCGGUGUUCCUCGCCGUUCCUCGCCUCGAGCUCGCCUCGCCGAAACCUAAUGAAACCUAACUUUUUCCUAGCCUUCGCCUCGGUGUCGCCUCGGUGUUCCUCGCCGAAACCUAACUUUUCUCCUCGCUCGCCUCGUGUCUUCUUUUUAUUGCAUUUUUGGGAUUCUGCAUCCGUUUCGUCAUAUGUGUUUUUCUCUGUUUCUCUAGGGUUGCUUCGGCUCCUGGAAAGGUCUUGAUCACAGGUGGCUACCUCAUCUUGGAGAGGCCAAAUUCUGGCAUAGAUUUCACCACCGCCGCUCGCUUCUAUGCCAUCGUCAAACCGCUGUACGACGAUAUCAAACCUGAUAGUUGGGUCUGGUCAUGGACAGAUGUUAAAGUAACUUCCCCUCAGCUUUCUUGGGAGGCCACAUACAAGUUGUCUCUGAUAAACUCUAUUCUGCAGUGCACUUCUUCAAGGCAAGU